UUUUCUGCAAAUAUUUCUGUGAUAGCCAUUCAAGAAUACCAAUUGUUAAAGAAAGAAGGUGUUUGGACGUGGGACGAGAAUAACAAUGCUUUCAAAAUAUCGAAAGAAAAACUAACAAAAUUACCGCAACUCGAAUAUCCAGACUCCAAUUUUUCAUAUGAACUACACACCGGCGCCAGCGACACCGGCACAGAAGCUGAAUUG
Messenger RNA from Phycomyces blakesleeanus NRRL 1555(-), 204 nucleotides. RefSeq lists its product as hypothetical. Lineage: Eukaryota; Fungi; Mucoromycota; Mucoromycetes; Mucorales; Phycomycetaceae. The annotation marks the transcript as partial. The transcript has a single exon. The record is from RefSeq and is a predicted model, not a curated record.